UCGAUUAUUACGCUGUUGUGUUAAACGCAAUCAGCAAUAGGGUACCUCACUAUAAAAGCUAUCGUACCAUUAAGGCCAGCGAUUCACUUCGUCUUACGCACUGGAAUCAAACAUGAAAUCCGUCAUCCUUUUGCUCGCCCUUGUGGCUGGCAGCAUGGCUGGAAAGCUGACGCUGCCGCGUCUGCCACUCGCUGUGCUUAUGCGUGGUGGAUGGCCCAUGAUUGAUGAUGACAGGAUCGUCGGUGGCACCCAGGCCAGCCCCAAUGAGUUCCCAUACCAGAUUUCCCUUCAGCGUUUCGGCUCCCACAUCUGCGGUGCUUCCAUCUACAAUAGCAACUGGAUCAUCACCGCUGCUCACUGUACUGACGGAACCGCUGUUGGAUCCCUGUCCAUCGUUGCUGGUGAACACAGUCUGUCCAGUAAUUCCGGAAAUGAACAAUUCAGGGAUAUCUCGUCCAAAGUUGAACAUGAACUUUACAGCUCCCGCACCCAAGAGAACGACAUCUGCCUCCUGAGAGUGAGUGCCCCACUCAAUUUGAACAGCGUAGUCAAUGUUGUCCGUCUCCCAGCCCAAGGCGCCGAAACUGCUGCAGGAACCAACUGCGUCGUUUCCGGCUGGGGCACUACCUCGUCCGGUGGUAGCACGAUUCCCGACAUUCUUCGUAAAGUCACAGUCCCCAUCGUUAGCGAUGCCACUUGCCGUGACAGCUACGGUGCUUCUGCCAUCACCAACUCCAUGAUUUGCGCCGGAUUCCGUCUAGGUGGAGCUGACUCUUGCCAAGGUGACUCCGGUGGCCCCCUCGUCGAUGAAGGAACCAACCUCUUGAUCGGUGUCGUUUCAUGGGGUAUUGGCUGUGCUGAUCCUGGUUACUAUGGUGUUUACACUCAGGUUUCCUACUUCCACAACUGGAUCGUCGGUAUUGCUGGUUAGCAAUCAACGAACUCUGGAACUCCCAUUUCCAUGAGCUAUUGGUUACCUUUUUUGUAUGCACUUCUUCCUCUUUUAGUGUUUUCAAAACACAAAUAAACUGUCUUAGAGCUUCACAA
Daphnia carinata is the source of this 1047-nucleotide messenger RNA. Its product is annotated as trypsin-1-like. The transcript has 10 exons. NCBI's taxonomy places the organism in Eukaryota, Metazoa, Arthropoda, Branchiopoda, Diplostraca, Daphniidae. The record is from RefSeq and is a predicted model, not a curated record. Gene Ontology annotation, molecular function: serine-type endopeptidase activity. Gene Ontology annotation, biological process: proteolysis. The coding region runs from base 113 to 931 and encodes 272 amino acids.